This is a messenger RNA of Ctenocephalides felis (cat flea), 1345 nucleotides long. RefSeq lists its product as uncharacterized. The record is from RefSeq and is a predicted model, not a curated record. The transcript is spliced from 7 exons. Bases 116 to 1345 code for a protein of 409 amino acids. NCBI's taxonomy places the organism in Eukaryota, Metazoa, Arthropoda, Insecta, Siphonaptera, Pulicidae.
CAUUGUGCUGCAUAGGCGGUCGAGGGACUCAACAAUCCCCAAUUCACGCCGUGAAUCUGUGAACUAACUUAGUGCGCGAAAUUAUUUUCUGCCGGAGAAAAUUUUGGUUAAAAAAAUGUGGAAUUUUUGUUUAGUAUUAUCUGUCUUCGGUGUGUGUGUUUUAAGUGCACUGACGAACGCGCAAACUAAAGGAGCACCCAAAGUAUUAUGUUCCGAAUCGACGAUGCGUGUAGAAAUCGAAAUGGACGGUGAAAAUUUGGGAAAACGAUUUUAUUUGGAUCAUUUACAACAUUAUCCAGAUGAAAAGUGCAAACCCCGGAAGGAAGGCAACCUGGCUGUGUUCGAAUUGUCCUUGGACGACAUCUACCAAUGCGGAGUAACUCGCAUGGUCAACAAAAUAUCGGGCAAACGUGUCUACUACCACAAGAUAAUAGUUGAAAGUGAAGACCCUACGACGCCGAAAGAAAUAAUUAACGUCAAGUGCGCUGGAGAAGCAAAAAAUCACACCUUGACUAGACGAAACGUCUUGCCGGCCGGCUUCCAGGAACCAGAAGAUUUGGAAAUUACAAACAGUUUCGUGAAAGACGCACCAGAACCUAUCCUCGGUGUGGGCGUUCGGCAGGCUGGUCGUUUGGUGACCGGAGAAUUGAACGUCAGUCCAGGUACUCCUCUACAAAUGGAAAUCUUUUUGGACAACGGAUCUGCUCCGGUUUACGGAAUUUUAGCCACUUACAUGCAAGUAACGGAUACCAAAUCGCAGGAAGAAACUAUUAUCUUUAACGGAUGUUCAGUAGAUCCAUAUUUGUUCGAGAAUUUCAAUACAGUAGAUGGUGAUUUCUUAUCCGCCAAAUUCCGGGCGUUCAAAUUUCCGGAUUCGACGUACGUUCAAUUCAGAGGCACAGUCAACGUGUGUUUGGACAAAUGCACUGGCGUGGAAUGCAGCAACGGUCAAAUCGGAUAUGGUCGUAGGCGCAGAGAUAUUCGAUCGCCAUCUAACAACAAGGUCUACGAAAUUUCGAUGACUACAUUCAUCAAAGUGAACUAUGACGAUAAUUCUAUCAUCGAUAAAGAAAACUUAUCAGAAUUGGAAAACCAGAUUAAGAGACUCAAGAUAACCAACCAGAAAUUGGCCCGCAACAGCCGUGCCGAAGGUUACUUUGUCCAUGAAGAUCAGGAAGAAGACGAGGAGAUGGAUUCUCGCGAGGCAGAAAGAGCAACAGUUGAAGAAACCUCAUCCAGACGAUCCUCCGAAGAAGAUUCUAUGGAAAGUGCCGGUGCAUUUCUUACUUAUGCAUCUUACUUGUCAAUUCUCACUGCUUACAUAAUUCUUAACAGAUUAGUAUGA